AUGGCCAGUGUGUCCUUGAGAGAUGCCUUGGAAGGCAUUCAGUCCGGCGCGGUCAAGGCGCGCAGCGAUGGCAUCCGGGACUUGAAGCAUAUUCUCGACUACAACCGCAACAGCGCCAGGAUCGGCGAGCUGAGAGACGGCGAAUAUAACACCAUCCUCGAGACCUUGUACAACUGUGCUGACAAGGAGAAGCGAAAUGCUCUGAACGGCAAGACCGCGACUGCUCGCACCUCAGCCUCGAAUAAGCUGGCCGACAUCUCCAAUGCUCUGCGGCACACUAUCGAAGCAUCUGUCCAGGUCUUGAAGCCCAAGACUAUCAGCGCGCUGUUGAACCAUAUCCAGGACACGAUUUUCAUUCGAAAAACUGAGUUCUGCAUGCCUGUGGCUCUCGAUUAUGUCAAAUCCAUGAGGGCUGUAUUCGAGUACCAACCACAUGUGGUCUCACUGCAGGAAGACGGCAGCGGCGAGGAUUGCAGAUGGGAUGCCUUAGCAUUGUUUUGCAUGGACUGCAUAAGUAAGAUUGAGCAAGACCAGCCUUCCGAUGGCGAUCUCCUGUCGACAGCCGGGACUACGAACGGUUUCAGCGUCCGUUCUUCGCGCUCGGUCGUCAAAGAGUCAGCAGGCUCACAGGGAGGUCGUCCUUCUCUCCGCCCGAUUGCGGAAGAAAUGGUGGCAUGCAUUCGUUACCUGACAGCUGUGCCCACAGUCCCACUCAAGAGAAAAGCCGAGCCUCUACUCUGGACUAUCAUUGAGGCAUUACAAAAGUCAACUGUCUCUCACAAAUCAUGGGCGCAUGCAUUUGCCGCCAUUAACAACAUUAUUUGCUGGUCGCGGACAGAGGACAUCAAUUGCACCAGGAAAUUCGUUAGCCACAUCGUCAAGAUGAUCAGACAUUUGUGGAGAUCCAAUGUCACCAAGGAUGCCACCUGCCAGAUGCUAGUCACGCUUUUGCUGCUGGAACCUUACAUUCUGCUUUCCAUGCAGCAGUCCGCUAGCCUGACUCUUCGACCCGAGCUCACCGGCCUUUUACAUGGCCUCCAGGCAGACUACAACAAGCGAAAGGAACGCGAACAAUUGCGCCUCGAUGAUCUCCGGCUGGAAAUCAACCCAAGAAAUGUUCCACAUGGCAAAGUUGCAACGCCACUCCUCACUUUAAGGUGUCUGGGACUUCAGACAGAGUCGAAUUGGCUAGUAGUGCACAUCAUGGCAUUCCUGCACCGUGCCAUUCUUCCGCGAUCUGCCACAUCUGACGAGCUCGAGCAAGCUUCAGAGCGUGAAGAAGAGGCGGACAUUAGCCAACGUCCUCGAAAGCGUCAACGCACCGAGGACGAUUUCACCAAGCUGGUCUCAGCGAUCACUUUCGGAACACAGCAGGAGCGAACGUGUGCGCUACAAACGGUCGCAUUUCUAGCGCCACGAAUGCGCUUCAGCUUCACCCAGUUAAGAAGACUGCUCGAUAGCGCUGCAGUGAGUUGCAGCGAUGAGAAUGGAGUGAUUUCCUCCUGGGCAUACAUCACCUGUGCGUCCUGCGCCUCGCAAAUUAAUGCUUCCGACCGGCAACUUUCUGCACGCUUCUCUUCAAUCUGGCAGCUCGCCCUUCGCUCGAUCAGCAACCCUUCAUCUUCGCGAGCGGCAUCCUUCUCGUUGUUCGUGCUGUUCAGGCUCCGGCGAGUCUCAUCGCAACAUGUGACAGAGUUGCUGCAAAUUACCGAAAGCAUGGAUCUGAAUGGUCCCAGUCAGAUGUCGGACGGCGCGAUCUGCUUGUUAAGUGUCGUCCUCGAAGCCUCACAAGAGCUUAGUCCAGCUGCCGGCACUCGCGCAGCGGAUGCGGCUGCUGGAUGGCUGUCACGCUGCUUCACACCUAGCCGUCUGGAAGACAAACAUUACACCGGGGCUUGCAACUCCUAUGAUUCUUCUGAUGUCCUCUCGCUGAUAACGUCUUGCGACGAAGAACUUAUCACAUACUUACUUCUCGCCAGCGACGAAGGCUCCGUCUUAGACGACAAGCUGUUGUCUUCAGGCAUUGAUGCAAGUAUCACACCCAAGCAGUCGACACGUCCAUCUGUGGAAACGCUGCUCAUGAGUCAUCUGUCUUCCGAACUCUCGCGGACGAUUGACACGUUUACCGGUCUCGUACGCUCGCGGCAAGUCACCAUGGAUGCUUUCAAUACACUAUGCAAAGCCUGUGUGUCUUUCAUGUGCGCUUCUACCUGCGUUACUUUCAGAGACUCGCGAAAACAUGAGCAAUUGCAUCAAAGCACUAAGAAGCUGCUGGGACACGUACAAGAUUUUGUUGCUACACCAAGUACAGAUCAAGAUAAGGCUGACAUCUUCUUGUCGGUCUUUACAUCUACCUUUCCAUAUCUGAGAGGCGCAGAGCAGCAAUCAAACCGCGCAGAACGGUCCGGGUGCCAAAUGCUGGCGUGUGCGACCAUCAAGGAAGCGAUGACCCGGCGACAGAGUGCGGACAUCGUCAACGGUGAUGAUGACUUCAUGGAUCUUGAUGAGACAUUUGACUCACAAGACAGUCGCCCAGGUCAGAACAGUAUUGUCCAAGCAAUACCCUAUAGCGACCUCGAUGCAGCAUAUAGCUUAUCGACGCUAAGAAGCAGCAGCAUGCUCUAUUCAACGGCUGCCAUUACUAUCCAAAACCAAUCAACUGCUCCGACGGCGGUCAUGGCAUCGACUCAUAUCACGGACUUUAUUUUGGAGCUUCCGGUCGAUGCUAUUCUAUCAUGCCGAGACGUGAUAUCCUCAUUACCGUCGAUGGGCCUUGUCCUCGGCGCCAGCGAUACCACUCGCUUGAUGACCCUCUACCUGGACCUCCUCGCCAAGUCGACCUACAAGGCUUCUGAAGUGGCCAUGGGCUCACUCUUGGAUGUCAUGCUGAGUCUGCUCGGUGUCUGGACUGAUCCUCACAAUAGGGACGCUCACAAUCUCGGCUUAGAUGCUUACGAAUGGUUGAUCACUGUGGCCGUGCCUAAAGAACUUGUUUCGCACAAUGUGGUCAAGCGUUUGAUGAAUAUUCUCAUUCAGCUUUUCAAGAUCGACGCAAAAUAUGGUCUCAAUACCGAGGCCAACACUCCACGCCUCGUCUUGUUCGAGCUCCUCAAGACUGCGCCCGUUACAGCACAGUUUGAGUUGACGGACCGGAUUCCUGAGAUUUUCGGCCUCUACGUGCUGUCCCAGCAUGAAACAAUUUUUGACGAGCUGCUUCAUGAUCUCAUGCAUAAUCAGGACUGGUUCGAAGGAACUGUGAUUCGACUACGCUUUUUCGCCAAAUUGGGUUCCAGUUGGCCUUCGUUACUACGUCGAUGCGUAUGGCUUUUAUUUGACAGUGCAGGAAAUAUUAAGGAUGCUUCCGCUCAUGCCAAGAUCUGUAUCAGUCAACUCGCAUCUGCUCUUCCUUUGCGUCAGCCUCGGGUGCUAUUCACGCUUUUUGCGCCUCAGCUUCUCUGGUCAUGGACUGGCGGUCAGCUUGGACUGGAGGACUUGCCUUUCGAAGCAUUUGAGUAUGAUUCGGUCCAUGAUCUCUUGCGGGCGAAUGAGUCCGAGGCAUUGGCUCAGAUCACAUUGCAAGGCAACGAGAAAGCCAUGGACGUGGUGACGAGAGCCGUGAGGAUGAUGGCACGAGAUGCUGUGAAGCGCUCAUACGCCAAGUGCCUAGCCUAUUGCAUGGCGUACGAUGUUUCCAACCCAAGAGAGCCGGGAGCAAAGAGCAAUCCAUCUGAAGAGCGACUGCGAGAAGCCAUCGGAGGAAGAGUCGAGCAUCAGAAACUGCUGAUCCGGCAUUUCCCUGCCAUUGUGGGACACUUCUACCUACUUAUGAAGACUGACGAUGUUGGCGAUACCUGGCUCGCAAAACGCGAUGGCUAUGCUGAGAUGGCCAAAGCAUUAAAAGACAUGAAGGUGUACAGCCAUUCCGAGCGCAGUUUGCCCGAGACCCAGGAUCCUUGCGUCAGCGAUCGUUACUUGCCCGAUGAGUUAGAAAGACUAUACAAGCGCACGCAACUUCAGGUCACAGACUUGUGGUCGCCGUCGUCAUUUUCUUUGACAGCUCGAAUGCUUGUCAACGAGAUAGAUGAGUCUCUCGGCUCUUUGCACACAUGCCUCAUUAUUCGUCGUCUGCGCAUCUUCAUCGCCAUGAGCGGUGAACUUGCCACUGAUGGCUUUGGUCUGGAAAUGUUGAUACACUCUUUGCGCCCUUUCGUGAGUGACAGCGAAUGUGCCGAUGACGCGCUAGGUGUGCUCCAAUAUCUCUUCAAUAGCAGCAGAUCAUACCUACGGGGUUGUCUGCCUUUUGCGACUGGAGCUAUCAUCUUGCUUAUCCUAACAAUGAGGAAACACACCCAACUGGCAGCCGACCGCACUACCCAGGAAAGUCAGCGCACGGCCACUAUUGAGAAGAUGAUUUCCUUUCAGAAAUGGCUAGUGGACUGCUUGGCGGCACUUACCAGAGAAGAGCCCGAUACUACUUACAAACCGCUCCUGGCAUCGCUUCGCGGAAUCCAGCUACCGGGCAACGGCAGAUUGGGUAGCUCAGAGAGCAAAUUGCUGCUGUUCUUGCUAGAUCAGUGGCGAUCAGGAGAACCACUUUGUUCGCGACAAGACAUUCUUGAAGCUCUCGCACUCCUCGCCGAAGGGUUCAUCUGGCCAGACAGCUUGUCUGAGGACUGCUUAGGAUUGGAUAAGGAUACAGUGCACUAUGUUCAGCCUCUCUGGGAAGUCCUGAACACCUCAGCAUUGAGUGACAAGUUCGUAGCCUGGGCAGGAGAGGCUAUCGGAAGGGCAUAUGCAUGCACGGGGAUCCGUCCAGAAGAAUCAAAAGGUCAAGAAUUUACCAUGCUGAAAGAACUUCCCAAGGGCAUGGUCAGCCCCACGACUACUUCAAAUUCAACCAUCAUCAAGCACAUCUGCCAAACUUUGUACUCAAGGAAGCGCUCAGAGGCUGGGCUCGCAGAGUUCACUCUGCGCAAAAUCCAAGAGUCUUUCGCGUCCGCAGGAGAUUCUGACGAGGCCGUUGAGUUUUCACAGCUACUUCCAGACGCUGUCUGCGCAGCAAUAUGUGAUGGCACCUUUGGCUGGAACCCAACGCCAUCGCAACUCGAACCCGAUGCAGCCAAUGCAGAAUCAUUGCGACAGGCCCUUGAAGCACCUACCAAUGAUUCUAUCGAUCAAUGGGCCAGCAGACUUGCGAAGUUAAUCAGUGCCUGGUCCGCAAACAACGCGAUUGUUUACUCUCUUGCUCCUCUCGUACAGAACAUCAAUGGUCUGGCGGUCCAGCUUCUACCAAGCAUGAUACACAUCUGUCUGCAUAACGAACUGAACUCAGUACCCUCGCUUCGCCAAAUCCUCUCAGAGGUCAUCGGCGUCUGCAUGCCAGAUGAGAGCAAAGCACAGCUGCCGAAGCAAAAGUUCUUCUUGGAAAUCUUGCUCUAUCUGCGCAGUCAGGAACUGCCGGGAGAAGCCACGAAGGCUGAUCGACUUAAUUGGCUCGAUGUCGAUUUUGUGGUUGCCGCAGGAGCGGCUUCACGCUGUCGUAUGCCCGCUUGCGCAUUACUCCUUGCCGAAUCCGCGGCUCCUGUGGCCGUCCCACAACCAAAUCGAAGGUCAACUAGCAGAGCGUCUACAUCGCAGCUGCAGCCGGCACCCAUACCAGAAGAGCUUCAGAUGGCAAUCUAUCAGCAAAUAGAUGAGCCUGAUUCUUUCUAUGGAGUAUCACAGCCAGCGACCAUCGAUUCUGUGCUCCAACGCCUCGAUCACGAACAAGACGGCUUCCGAAGCUUGAUGUUCCGAUCUGCACAGAUGGAUAGCCACAUGCGGCAUCUUCAUCGGGUGCCUGAGCGUGAUGCAGUAGGGAUGGUCCAAUCUCUUUCAGCACUGAACUUCAAUAGUCUGGCCUUUGCAAUGGUCACACAAGGCUUGGGCGAUCUGACAAGCUGCGCAGCGCCAAUGCUCAAUGCUGCGCAGACAUUGCAGCAGUGGGACAUUUCAGUGCCGGAUUCACGUAGUGAGGCAUUGCUUACCUUCAGCAUCCAUCAGGAACUCAGUCGAGCCAGUGACCUAGACCCCGUACGGAAAAAAUUACGCAAAGCAGUCUUGCAGCAUAUCACGAACAGACGCCAAGACGGCGAUGGAGCAAGUCCUACACAUGUAUGGUGUUCUGCAUUGGCUUCUCUCACAGAGAUCGGCGAAGUUAUCUCCAGCAGCAAUGAAGCCGAGAUGGUAUCAAGAUGGAGGGUGAUGCAAAACAGGCAGGAUUGGAUGCAAAUGGCACGAUUCCAAGAGGUCAAGCCGUUCCUGGCGAAUCGACAAACACUAUUCGGAGUCAUUAGACAAAACGCUGCCCUGCAGAAAGGCCUGCAUCUAGACGAGAGGCGCUGCCGUGCUUUUGAAGUCGAGGCCCUUCUGGCAAGCUCUGGUCUGGCUCGCGAGCAUUCUCAACUGCAGGAUGCGUUGACGGCCACGGCAACAUUGAGCGAUAUGAUCGAGCAUUGCAGUGCUGUCAAUCUGAGAAUCGCUGGUGCAGUGAAACUGGAGACAGCGACUGUCUUGUCUGAGGCGGGCGAAAUGACAAUCUCAGUGAAGAUGCUGAAAGACACCCUCGGCAUGUCAGACCUAGACAGCCAAGAAUUACAGGUCGGGAGAGCCGGCCUACUUGCUCAGCUGGGACAUCAAAUGGCCGAGGCGCGAUUGGAGAAACCUGAGGACAUUCUCGACCGAUACCUGACCCCUGCCGUGAACGAGCUGCAUGAACACCCCGACCAGAAACAGGCUGGCAAGGUAUACCACGAGCUUGCUAGCUUUUGCGACAAGGAGCUGCAGAAUCCUGGCAACGUUGAGAACCUCAAUCGCAUCACUAAACUCCGUCAAGCCAAAGAAGAGGAAAUUGAAGCGUAUAAUCAGGCGAUACAGGUCGCGAAGAGAAGUGGAGGCGAUCGGACUAAUCAGCUGAACAGAUCACUCGUGCAGGCCAAGACCUGGCUUGCCAUUGACCGGAGCGAGGAGCAACGUCUCCAAGCAACCAAACAACAGCUGGUCUCUCUGAGCUUGCAGAACUACCUCCGAGCUCUUGCCAAUUCCGACGCGUAUGAUCUCAGCGUCCUCCGAUUCUUCGCCAUGUGGCUCGAGAAUACUGGCGACAUGGAAGCUGAUAAAAUGGUAGCUCGGUAUCUGCCCAGGGUAUCGAGCUGGAAGUUUGUUCGCCUUAUGAAUCAGCUCAUGACGAAACUUGAAGACGGCGUUUCGUCGUUUCAACAAGCGCUAGGAGCACUGAUGUUGCGCAUCUUCAAAGAGCAUCCUUACCACAGCAUCAACCAUCUUUUCGCGGCUUGUCAGAAGCCGAAAGGCACAAACAUCGAUUCGGCCGCGCAGGCUCGCUACAGCAUCGCCAUGCAGAUCCAGAAAGAUCUGCAAUCAUCUCAGAAUGGGAAGCUCGGUGAAGUCGUCAAGAACAUCUUCCGUGCCAACCUGAGGUAUAAGAACCUAGCCGACAGAGCGCCGGAUCAGUCUCAACAAGGCACCAAGGUGCCCAUCUCUGAAGUACCGGAGGCAGGGGGCAUUGUGAAUUCAGGUACAAUCAAACAUCUGCCGCCUAUCACGCUGGCAAUCCCGCUCAGGCCUAGUGGUGAUUAUGAUGAUGUCCCCAAAGUCGCCAAGUUUGGUGGAGACGUCUCGAUCAUGGGCGGCUUGAGUGCACCGAAAAUGCUCAAGCUCUGGGACACAGCAGGUAAGGAGCACAAGCAGCUGUUCAAGAGCGGCAAGGAUGAUUUACGGCAAGAUGCCAUCAUGGAGCAAGUCUUUGAGGAGGUCAGCAACAUGCUUCGCAACCACAAAGCCACACGGCAGCGUGACCUGAAGGUGCGGACGUACAAAGUCAUUACGCUGGCGAAGACGUCGGGCGUCAUUGAAUUCGUCCCGAACUCGAUCCCUCUGAACGACUUUCUGCGGCCUGCACAUAAGAAGUACUAUCCGGCCGACUGGAAUGAUAAUCAGGCGAGGACGCUAAUCUCGAAUGCGUGGGACGGCGGGGCGGGAAGCCAAGCCGAUCGCAUCAAAGCUUUCCAGAAAGUGUGCUCCAAGAUGCAUCCUGUUAUGCGCCACUUCUUUUUCGAGAGAUUCACAGAUCCCGACGAAUGGUUUCAGAAGCGAACGGCAUAUACUCGUACGACAGCGAGUGUGUCCAUUCUCGGCCACAUCAUCGGCCUCGGCGAUCGUCACUGCAGCAACAUCCUGCUUGAUGAAAAGACGGGAGAAGUUGUGCACAUCGAUCUCGGCGUGGCUUUCGAAGCAGGCAGAGUGCUCACGAUCCCCGAACUCAUCCCCUUCCGCCUGACUCGCGACAUUGUGGAUGGCAUGGGCGUCACCAAGACCGAAGGAGUUUUCCGCCGCUGCUGCGAGUUCACUCUGGACGCCGUGCGCGAAGACAAAGAGAGCAUCAUGACCCUUCUCAACGUCCUGCGCUAUGACCCGCUCGUUGAGUGGUCUGUCUCGCCACUGCGGGCCAAGCGCAUGCAAGAGGAAAGCAAUCGGAUCAACAAUGGGAUGAUUGGGGGUGAUGCGGAGAACUCAAGCAAGAAGCGGGCGCAUUCUGCUGGCGAAGCUGAUCGUGCACUGGCGAUCGUGGAGAAGAAGCUGGCGAAGACGAUGAGUACGACUGCGACUGUCAAUGAGUUGAUUCAGCAGGCGAGUGACGAGAAGAACCUGGCGCUGUUGUUCCAAGGAUGGGCGGCGUUUUUCUAG
Pseudocercospora fijiensis CIRAD86 is the source of this 8742-nucleotide messenger RNA. RefSeq names its product protein kinase ATM/Tel1. The record is from RefSeq and is a predicted model, not a curated record. Gene Ontology annotation, molecular function: protein serine/threonine kinase activity; protein binding. Bases 1 to 8742 code for a protein of 2913 amino acids. Lineage: Eukaryota; Fungi; Ascomycota; Dothideomycetes; Mycosphaerellales; Mycosphaerellaceae. Gene Ontology annotation, biological process: DNA repair. The transcript has 2 exons.